This is a messenger RNA of Adineta steineri, 1140 nucleotides long. Lineage: Eukaryota; Metazoa; Rotifera; Eurotatoria; Adinetida; Adinetidae. The record is from the annotation of a GenBank genome assembly.
AUGUUGAUAGAAAAAGCUACUAAUGCACAAACACACGUACAACUUGUACCAUAUUUAGGUAUAGUUAAUCCUGAACAUAUGAAUCAAAUAAAUUGUAUACCAAUGGCGAAUAUUAAUGAUAAUGAUGAUAAUGAAAAUAAUCAUUUAGAAAAACUAUUCGUUGAAGAUUUCAUUCGAAAAUCAAAAGAUUUUCGAGAAAAUGAACAAAUUAAUUCAUUACCAGUCGAAAUACGUCUUGGUACUGUUUAUACAUAUCAAAAUCGUCGACAACAAAAUCAAUAUCCUGCAAGUCAUAAUUGUCGACGUAUUAGUGCGCAUUCAUUGCGUAAUGAAGAACGGCGACCACGUAAUGACAAACAUUUUUUAAUAACAUUUAAUAAAAAUAAAGGUAUUAAUGAUUUGCAUAUGUUUGAACAUGAAUUAACUUGUGCUGGUUUUCGUCAAACAAAUGAUCAACAAUUAACAUAUCGAUUAUAUUUACGUUAUCAAACACGACGAUUAAUUCUUGAAUUAAAACGUCAUGCAGAUGAUCCAAGAUUUUUUUCUGUUAAACGUUUAUUAAAAUAUUCAACGAAAUACACACAUAUUGAUAUUGUUAAAUCGAAACAUAAUUCAAAUUAUUCGGAAACAUUCGAUGAUAUAUUUGAUAUUCGUACAUCAAUUGGUAAAGCUGAUGAAGAAGAAUUACAUAUAAAUGAUGAUUAUUGUGAUUUUAUUCAUAUUAAAGAUCUUGAUCAAUGUGUAUUUGAAACAAUAUCACAAACUGGUGAAUAUGUUUAUCAAUUUAAUCGACGAUUAUUACCAUAUUUUGAUUUUUUCCAAAUAAAACAAACAAAUAUCUAUGAUUAUUCAUGUAUGGAUAGUCGAUUUUUUGGUUUAAGAGUUUUAAUUGAACAUCAAACUGGUUAUGAUCUAUGUUCAAGUGCAAAAACAACAACACCAUGUUUACAAACAAAUAAUGUUAUUAUGGCUAAAUUACUUUCGUUAGAUUUUACGGAAGAUGAAGCGAAAAGAAUUUGGACAAUAGGUUUAUGGCUCUCAGAUUUAGCAACACGAUGUACUAGCCGAGAUCUACCAGCUAACAAAAUAUUUUGUCGACAACCGGGAUCAAUUACUUCCUAUCGACGCAUAGUCAGAUAA